Aspergillus clavatus NRRL 1 is the source of this 267-nucleotide messenger RNA. RefSeq lists its product as uncharacterized. The record is from RefSeq and is a predicted model, not a curated record. Bases 1 to 267 code for a protein of 88 amino acids. NCBI's taxonomy places the organism in Eukaryota, Fungi, Ascomycota, Eurotiomycetes, Eurotiales, Aspergillaceae. The transcript has a single exon.
AUGACUCUUGAGACUUCAAACGCUGCGAGGCCCAACGUAGAGCUCAACGCCCCUCCGAAAAAUGACGGCACGAACAGAAUCACGAAACAGGUCGAGUCAAACAUGUUGGUUUUCUACGACGCCGAGGGCACACAGCAUAAAAUCUACAUCCCCAAGGGCAUGUUCCAGAAAGUGCUUGAGCUGGCUCGAGAGGAGAAAUGGGAGGGAUUGUUCAACUUUCCUGCGUACAAUAAGCGUUUUACUACUUCAAAUAAAAAGCGUUGCUAA